Messenger RNA from Conger conger (European conger), 1831 nucleotides. RefSeq names its product meteorin-like protein. The record is from RefSeq and is a predicted model, not a curated record. The transcript is spliced from 4 exons. The coding region runs from base 297 to 1154 and encodes 285 amino acids. Gene Ontology annotation, molecular function: hormone activity. Gene Ontology annotation, biological process: positive regulation of brown fat cell differentiation; energy homeostasis. Lineage: Eukaryota; Metazoa; Chordata; Actinopteri; Anguilliformes; Congridae.
AAAAAGAAAAAGCAAAAAAAAAAGAAAGAAAACGUUCAACAGGCUACACUUCUCUUCAGGAACGUAGUGCUGCUAAAGGGGGCAUUGAAAUGAGAGCCAACGCCGCAAAUCACAUCAUCUCAGUUUUAGAGAAGAAGCGCUCCCACACGCGACUGCAAUGUAGUUGAAGUGGGGGGGGCGGGGGGUUGAAGGAAAUCUCGUUUGGGGAGUAUUCGACGCGGUGGAUUUUCUUUGCCCAAGGAAGACGAAAGGGAGACGGACUGAAGUUUUCGGGUGCCAGUGCGGGGAGCCCGAUCAUGCUGUCACCGUUUUUAGCUUACUUUGUGGCGGUGCUGCUGCUGUGCCGGGUAGCCUUCUCACAGUACUCAAGCGAUCAGUGCAGUUGGAGGGGAAGCGGCCUGACCCACGAGGCGCACGCGCGGGACGUGGAGCAGGUGUACCUGCGCUGCGCGCAGGGCUCCCUGGAGUGGCUGUACCCCACGGGCGCCAUCAUCGUCAACCUGCGGCCCAACACGGCGCCGGCGCCCGGCGGGCCCCGCAGCGUCUGCGUCAAGCCCGCGGCGGACUCGCGCGGCGCCAACGUGUACCUGGAGCGCGGCGGCGACCUGCGCCUGCUGCUGCCGGAGGCCGACCCCGCCCCCGCCGUCCUCUGCUUCGGCCUCCAGGAGGGGGCGCUGUUCGUCGAGGCCGUGCCCCACCGCGACAUCAGCCGCCGCAUCACCUCCUUCCAGUACCAGCUGUUCGACGACAGGCAGGCGGCCGAACUGCGCUCCCUCUCCGCUCCCUGUCAGCCUUGCAGUGGUGCAGAGAUCCUUCUGGCCGUGUGCACCAGUGACUUCGCUGGACGGGGCAGUAUCCAGGCUGUAGAGCAGGAGGCCGGGCAGGCGGUGGUGUUGGUGAGGAUGAGUGCGGUGUUCAGGCAGAAGAGCCGGGUGUUCAGCUCGGCGGGAGGGCGGGGCAGACGUUGGGUGGGGCGGGUGAAGACUCCUCUCCAGUGCGGGGCGAAGCCGGGGGAGGGGGAGUUCCUCUUCACCGGGACGGUGCGUUUCGGGGAGCCCUGGCUGGGGUGCGCCCCGCGGUACAGGGACUUCCUGCAGCUGUACCGGGACGCUGUGACGCAGGGCACCAAUCCCUGCCACAUAGACACGGACUGAGGCGCUAGCCGCUCCGCUAACGUGCUAAUGCCGGGAUCGCCGCGCUCCCGGGACGGGGAGGGGGCUUCCGGAGGGGCCAUGGACACACACCCACCCCCCCCUCCCCUCAGUCUUACCGCUCUGUCUGACAGAGCCCAAAGCUCUUAAAUGUUGCCUAGCAACGCAAUCAGCUGGACUGUGUCUUUUUGUGUUUGGGGUUGUUUUUCUCUCUCUCUCUCUCUCUCUCUCUCUCUCUCUCUCUCUGAAGCCGCAUCCAUUCCAAUCUGGAAUGUCUUAAGACUGCCAUUUUUUUUUUGGGAGGAGGGACGCUGUAGCCGCCGAUGACGAUGUUGCCGUUGACAACCGUGGCAGUAGCGCUCACACACACACACACACACACACACACACACACCCGUACUCCGUCGCAGCAGCCGCUGGUGUGAGUGUGAAAGAACAUUGCCAGUGCUUUGUUAAAAAGCUUGAUGUACAGUGUGAAGUUGUUUCUUAUGUCAGAAAUGGACAGCUUGCAGCAGAUACUGCUGUUUUGCUUUGUUGUUUUAUUGUUGUUGUUUUAUUGUUGUUGUUUUGUUUUUUUCUAAAGAAAAGUGCAAUUGCAGUCUGUGAUUUUUCUUCAGGCUGGAGAAUUGUGAAGAGAUAAAAGUUGUGUUUUUCCAGAGAAUAAAAACAUCUUCCUGGAA